Cajanus cajan (pigeon pea) is the source of this 1218-nucleotide messenger RNA. RefSeq names its product polygalacturonase inhibitor. Gene Ontology annotation, molecular function: protein binding. The record is from RefSeq and is a predicted model, not a curated record. Lineage: Eukaryota; Viridiplantae; Streptophyta; Magnoliopsida; Fabales; Fabaceae.
AUCCACACCCAAAAAACAAAGCCAAUGACAACAAAGUUGUUUAUCCUCUUCAUAUUUCUCUCUUACACUAUACCUUCCCUUUCUAAAAGGUAUUGCAAUCCAGAAGACAAAAGGGUCCUUCUCCAAAUCAAGAAAGAAUUCAACAACCCAACCCUUCUCUCUUCAUGGAAACCAAACACUGAUUGUUGCCAUGACAAGUGGCACGGUACCCAAUGCAACCACAAUACAAACCGUAUUGAAUCUUUAAAGCUCUCAUACAACAACCACCUUGCCUCUCAAAUUCCACCCUCAAUUGGUAGCCUACCUUACUUGGAAACCCUUUUCCUCUUCCAUUUACCAAACCUCACAGGCCCAAUUCCUCGGCCCAUAUCCAAGCUGACCCAUCUCAAGUACCUCACCAUUAGUGCAACCAACAUUUCAGGCCCAAUACCUAACUUCCUGGCCCAACUCAAAAGCCUCAUUAAUCUGGAUCUCACCUUUAACAACCUCUCUGGGCCACUCCCCUCCUCUCUCUACCAAUUGCCUAAUCUCACAGGAAUCUUUUUGGGCUAUAACAAGCUUACAGGCCCAAUCCCUUACUCAUAUGGGUUCUUCAAUGAUAAGAACUAUAACAACCCAAAUUUGUACCUCUCUCACAACAAACUAUCGGGGAGAAUCCCAAUGUCCUUGGGAAGGUUGAAUUUUUCAUCUAUUUCUUUGUCACAUAACAAGUUUGAAGGUGAUGCAUCCAUGCUUUUUGGGCCCACCAAAGUGACGGCAGGAAUAGACAUUUCGUGGAACAAGUUUGAAUUUGAUUUUGGAAAAGUGGAAUUGCCUAAGGUAACAACAUCAUUAGCAUUGGAUGUGAGUCACAAUCAGAUAUAUGGUAACCUCCCUGUUGGGAUAGAAAAUGUGUUUAUGCUGAACGUGAGCUACAAUAAGUUGUGUGGUGAGAUUCCAAAGGGUGACAAUGGGAAUAGCCAUGAUCAUGAUGUGUACUCUUACAUUCAUAAUAAGUGUUUGUGUGGAUCACCACUUCCGAGCUGCAAGUGAUCACUAGUAUUUCUUUCCUAUACAAGACGAAUUGUAUUAAGAAAGAGUUAAUAGACAUGUGUUCAUUUUUAAACAUUGUGUGUUCCUUGUUUGUUUGAAUAAUGAGUUGUUCUACCAUGAAGCAACGUGAAAAGCACCCUCAUGGGUGAGGCAUUAUGUUUUCGAAUUUUGAUUAUACAGAAUAUA